AUGUGUCUGAAUGUGCAUCGUGGUAAACACAGUUUGACGUCUGCAGUGGAAGCUGAGCUGUGGAAUAUGCAUCGUGGUAAACAGCAGUGCAUGAAUUGUGGACUGCGCUGUGAAUUGUGGUCUGCGCAUGCAUCGGACUGUGCGAUACUUAGAGUUUGUUCCGGCUGGGGCGGUAUCCCGCCGGCGAGAGAUACCUGGUUGAGGGAAACUCCGCUAAUCGACGGUAUGUCGGCGCCGGAUCUCGCCAUCCAGCGAGGGUAG
Gryllus bimaculatus (two-spotted cricket) is the source of this 261-nucleotide messenger RNA. Lineage: Eukaryota; Metazoa; Arthropoda; Insecta; Orthoptera; Gryllidae. The record is from the annotation of a GenBank genome assembly.